Molecule: messenger RNA, 1272 nt
Organism: Stylophora pistillata
Lineage: Eukaryota; Metazoa; Cnidaria; Anthozoa; Scleractinia; Pocilloporidae
Product: fibroblast growth factor receptor 1-A
Biological process (GO): cell surface receptor protein tyrosine kinase signaling pathway; protein phosphorylation; multicellular organism development
Cellular component (GO): signaling receptor complex; plasma membrane
Molecular function (GO): transmembrane receptor protein tyrosine kinase activity; ATP binding
Source: RefSeq, a predicted model, not a curated record
AUGCGUUCUCCUUCAGAUGGCGGAAGUGUCAGGUGGUAUGAACCUAUUCCGGUUAAAACAUUAUCGGAUUCAGCUGAAGUGCUCCCCCCUGUCAUUGUAUCGGCUAAUGAAGGGGAACCAACCACACUGAACUGGAAUUACAGUUUGACGUUAGGUCUAGCUUUUGGUAACCUAAAAUUCAACAAUGAUGGCAUUGUGACUGCUGCUGACGAUAAAGCUAAUGGAGAAUUUAGCUGCAGUUUAAUCGAUGGUUAUUCUCAUACUUGGAAAAGAGCAAUUCAAGUGCAAGUCCUAGUUUCAGCAAAAAUCACAGGAAUUAAAGGUGUACAGACUGUUCAUGAAGGCAGCAACUUGCAGUUAACUUGUGAAGCCUCGGGGAGACCAGAACCAAACAUCAGCUGGGUGAAACAGAUGGCAGGGAACCAAGGAAAUACUGGUGUGCAGCAAGAAGGAAAGGUGCUGACCAUAACAAAAAUCAGCAGGACUGAUUCAGGAACAUUCAACUGUACAGCUUACAAUGGUUUUGGUGAACCAGACAGCCAAGCAGUUCAUGUGAAUGUUACUUAUCCAGCCACAAUUGCUAAUAAAUUUCAAACUGAGUAUCUCGUUGGUGUACAGCAAAGUGUAACUCUUACCUGUGAAGCAGAAGGAAACCCUAAACCUGUACACUCCUGGAUUCCAUGUAAUACAGAACAAGUUUGUGACAAGAAUACUCUUGCUAUUUCACAAGUGCUUAACGAUGCCAGCUAUACUUGCAGGGCAGUCAAUGUACAUGGACCUGAUAUGAAAACAGCCAUUGUUUAUAUUGCAGGAAAUGUGAUUAACAUAACCAUUGUCAUCACAAGUGAAAACUGCACGGACGAAAAAUACAACACUGAAUCCUUGCUACUAAGGAAAUUGGAAGAAGAGCUCAAAAGGGCAUUUGCUGGUAAACUUGAUUAUGAAAGAGUGCAGUCAAUGAGUGUAAGGUGUGGAAGUAUAAUAGUUGACCUUGCACUGAAAUUCAACUCCACUACAAAGGAACAAGAUGUUAUCAUAACACUUAAUGACGCGGUCAAAAAUGGCAAGUUGGGAGACUUCGGUGUUGGUGCUUUAAAAGGAAAGAGGCCUGAUGUGGAACCAUCCAGUGGAGGUGCCUCUGAUGUGGAAUCAUCAGGUGGAGUUGCCACAUCACCACCUGAGGGGCCCUCUGGUGGUAAGUCUUCAUAAUACUUCAUUUAAAAGUUUUGCAAGUUGAUGAAUGAAUGCCCUUGCCCUGUGCUUGGUUGGAAG